Fimicolochytrium jonesii is the source of this 1986-nucleotide messenger RNA. RefSeq names its product concanavalin A-like lectin/glucanase domain-containing protein. The transcript has 12 exons. Gene Ontology annotation, biological process: endoplasmic reticulum to Golgi vesicle-mediated transport; Golgi organization; endoplasmic reticulum organization. Gene Ontology annotation, cellular component: endoplasmic reticulum membrane; COPII-coated ER to Golgi transport vesicle; Golgi membrane. Gene Ontology annotation, molecular function: D-mannose binding. The record is from RefSeq and is a predicted model, not a curated record. Lineage: Eukaryota; Fungi; Chytridiomycota; Chytridiomycetes; Spizellomycetales; Powellomycetaceae. Bases 296 to 1762 code for a protein of 488 amino acids.
ACACCUCUUCGCAUUGGCCACUCGGUCGCAAUAUAGAGAGGAUACAAACAGGUAGCGCCGUCUACUCUACUCAUACCGGCAAGGAGCACUUUCAAGUCAGUAGGUCGUAUCCGGUUUCGUCCGCCGCCAGUUCAGAACGCUCUUACCCGGUCCACUUACUGCGCUUCAGCGUAAGUAAGUUGUGCGAAAUAAGUCUCGUUUCGCAUCCUUCGCCAACGACCCCCCAACGUUCCUGUCCUGACCAAAGCAUCUUGACGGAUUGUGAAAAUUACAGAUCACCGUUCCACCCGACAAAAUGCACUUCCAAACCCUCUUCCUCGCAGCCCUAGCUGCCGUGCCAGCCCUCUUCGUCUCAGCCUACAUCGAACCCAACUACGAACUGCACAGCGAGGGGCUGGUGAGGCGCCACGAUUACCGUCAGGCGCUCAAGCAGCCGUAUUUUAUGUAUGACGAGGUCAAGGUGCCAUAUUUCAAGGAGAGCGGAAGUACAAUCCUAAGUCAUGACUACAUCCGCCUAACACCAUCUGUUCCCGAGUCGCACGGCUCGAUAUGGGCAGUGAAACCCAACCCACACCCCGAGUGGCAGGUCGAGUUUUCGUUCCACAUCUAUGGACGGGGUUAUAUGGGUGGCGAGGGCAUGGCGUUUUGGUACACGAAGCAGCCAAUGGAUAUCGGGCCAUUCUAUGGUGGGAAGGAUAAGUUUGAAGGACUCGGUAUCAUUUUCGACACAGCGGACCAGCACGAAAGCCGCUACACGCCUUACAUCUACGCCGUGUUAAACAAUGGCCACGAGGACCUGCUGCAACAGCGAAACUACGCCCAACAUGCACUUGCGGGGUGCUUCCGCGAUUAUAGGAAUACCCCGGCAGCGGUUUGGGCGCGGGUCACGUAUGCUAAUCAGACUGUUAGGGUCGACUUGGACUUGACGCAACACGGCCAAUCGUACCAUGAAUGCUUCACGACACCGGCGUCUGUCAAACUGCCUCCCAACUACUACUUUGGACUUUCCGCUCAAACCGAAGCGCAUCUCGCGGAUGACCACGACCUGCUGACUUUCGAGGUGUACGAGCUCAACCCGAAGCCCAUAAAGGAGCACCCUAAACGGCCAUAUGAGAAGGAGCACAUCAAAAAGGAAGGAGAAUAUCGGCUGGAUGCCGAUAUGAAGAAGAUGAUCGAGAAAGUGGAAAAGGAUGUCGAGACUGCGCGCCAUGAGCAAGAAGCUGCGCAAGAUCCGAAUGCACAGUUCCAGACACUUGACCCACACGCCGUCCAAAGAAUCGAAGGAAACCAAUUCCAUAUCAUCGAAGCACUGAACCAAAUUCAAACGAAACUGGGCGAACCGCUAACCCCGCACUCACAGCAGCCCGUGGCACACGAAGAGCAGAAGGAGCAUAAUCAGCAACAGCGCGCUGCUACGCAUGAUCUGGCGUGGAAGGUUGAUGAUUUGGGAAUUAAACUGGAUGAGCUGAUGAAGGAGGUGAAGCUGCUAGGCGUUGCGUACUCGCAUACGCAAAACAAAGUGGAAGAAGUGCACCAAAAUGUCAAACAGCAAGCAUCCCAAGGCCAUCAAGUACAACAGCAACAACCGCCAUCUUCACAGCAACAGCAGCAGCAGACAGGACAAUCGUACCUCGCUGCCGCGCCGCCAAAGCACCACCUAUCGAUCGUGGGGGCGUUAGGGUUCGCUGCGGGACUGAUCCUCAUGUGGAUCGUGAGUUUGAUCAAAAGGGCGGGAACGAAGGUCGAGAAAAAGUUCAUUUAGAGGUCCACCGGAAUCACGUGGGUGGAUUUGAGUCUGGAUCUGCAUCUGCAUCGCCUCUUUGGUUUUUGUAUCUUUGCACAUAUACAAUAUACCUCAUGAAUGGAUCCGAGUGUAUGGAUGGAUAACGGAGACGUGGGAAUUGGUUCGGAGCGAAGUCCUCCUUCGACACACGUAUCGACUUGUGUCGAGUGGUCAUGCUCAUGGACCAAGCGCUCGAAGAUGCU